AUGGAUAAUCCUCCCGAAAAUGAACAGAGUGAUGAAGAUAUGUCUGACAAUAAGAUGAUAGCGAACGAGCAAAUGCCCACAACUUCAUCUGGAAGUGGAAACAUCGAAAUUAUAUUAAACGAUAAUUCUUCAGACGACGUCAAUUUUGAUGAACUGGUGGCAGAGCAACAAAAAGAACAUACCUUCUCAGACUAUGUAGAGAGAAAGUCAACUGACGUUAGUAUCGUUAAAUUUAAAAAUAUAGUUAGGGAAAUGGAAAGUUUUGUUUACAGAUGGAGCCACAUUGAAAACUGA
Molecule: messenger RNA, 294 nt
Organism: Phaedon cochleariae (mustard beetle)
Lineage: Eukaryota; Metazoa; Arthropoda; Insecta; Coleoptera; Chrysomelidae
Source: the annotation of a GenBank genome assembly